CUGGGAAACUCCAGGACCUCCCACAUCUGACACCGAGCACAGAAAACUGGCCUUACACACAUACUUCCUAACUUUGUGAUUCAUAAAUCCGGUCCUCACUGCCUAUUUAUUUUCAAUGAAAGUACGCGGCGUAUCAUUGACUUGAAUUGAAAAUAAUCAGGACCAUACCCCUGAUACCCAUUCUUAGUGAAUGCCAUUUUGAAGUAUUCCUUGACCGACAGAAUCAAUCUCUUUACGAGCCUAUGCCUGGUAUCGUCAUGCAGCGCUGCUACUCUCCUGUUCGUUAUGUGAUUUGCAAAAUGGAUCUAAAAAGCAUCUUGUAUCCGACGAUGUACAUCACACAAAUUCCCUGAGCAAGUUUAGAAGGAGAACGCGAGAGCCCUAGUCUAGGGCGGGCUACUACUGCUGCUGUUUGCUGCUUUAUAUCGGUUAUCUCACAUGAAUUGCAACAUCUCAAUACUUCCCUUGCAGACUGAGAAACAGCGCAUUACUUGAAAUCAAGGCGUGGAAUGUUUUAUUGAUCAACACCAUGGCAACUCUGAAGGGUACUUGAACUUUGUCAAAGGUGCGAUCAUGAGCCCACAUUAUCUCCAACAAAAAAAUUCAGUUCAUGUUACCAAGAAAGAAUCUUCCGAGAGCAUUUCCAUUGUGUCAGUUUAACAAAGUUGGUCGCUUAAAAUAAUUUGAGGAGACCGACACAAUCGAGGACUGAAGGGAUGGAUACUCGAUCAGACUUCACCUUUCCUGCAUAUUGGUGUGUCCAUACCAGGCCGUGGGCGACCAUUUAGGAUGUUGAAUGCUGAUCAGUGGCACUGAAGAACUUCCUGAUGUCUGUUUCUUAAUUACACAAGUGUUCCAGAGCUGCGUAAAGUGCCAAUGGAAUAUCAUUUUCUGCUGACCUGUGAUGACAAGAGGGAAAUUGAAGGAAACGCUUUUUUUCCGUGAAAACGAGCACAAAAGGAAAUACAUUGAACGGCAGCGUGACAUUUUCAGACGCCGAGGAGCUACGUAGAAUGAUACGGAAAUACCUCCAGGGAUUUCAAGGUGUCUUUAAAAAUCAAUUAUGGAUUUCGUUUGGAUUAUGCAGAAAGAAAAACUAAUAACUUCGGAUCAAUGCCAGACAUUUUUGCAGGAGUUACUUGCAAAGAAUGAUCCUCGCCCAUCCUUGUUUGACGUUAUCAUCGGUAGUGACGAUAAAGAAAUACGACAUUUUUGGAAAACACUUUUGAAAUUUCAGGAUAUGGAUGCAGAUCUAAGGAAAAUCAUGAAUGAAAUUUCACGGAAAGAGUUUGAGGAAAACGCUGGCUCAGCUCAGGAAAAUGAACACCACCAGAAAGACAGCAGUCAAUCUAAAAAUGAUUCCAAGCAAAUACUGGAUUCCUAUCAAGACCAGCCCAAUGAUCAGCCAUGGACCAGGCAACAUGAAGUUCAUGCACCGUCACCAACAGGAGCGGGGGUGCAGAGCCCCGAAGCUAACAGAGUUGGAAAUGAACUUAAAGAAAACGCUGGCUCGCCUGAAGAAAAUGCCCGUGAAGUAUCAAACGAGCAUAAACUGGAUGAUGACCAAGUCCAGCCCAAUUCUCAGCCAUGGGCUGGGCAACAGCCUGCCACCGUAAGUGAAAGAGAUAUCGCCAAAAAGGCUGAUAAAGUUCAACCGUUCUCAACACCAGGAGCGGAUAUGGAACUCCCCGAAGAGAACAUAUUGGGAAAAGAACUUAAAGAAAACGCUGGCUCGCCUGAAGAAAAUGCCCGUGAAGUAUCAAACGAGCAUAAACUGGAUGAUGACCAAGUCCAGCCCAAUUCUCAGCCAUGGGCUGGGCAACAGCCUGCCACCGUAAGUGAAAGAGACAUCGCCGAAAAGGCUGAUAAAGUUCAACUGUUCUCAACACCAGGAGCGGAUAUGGAACUCCCCGAAGAGAACAUAUUGGGAAAAGAACUUAAAGAAAACGCUGGCUCGCCUGAAGAAAAUGCCCGUGAAGUAUCAAACGAGCAUAAACAGGAUGAUGACCAAGUCCAGCCCAAUUCUCAGCCAUGGGCUGGGCAACAGCCUGCCACCGUAAGUGAAAGAGACAUCGCCGAAAAGGCUGAUAAAGUUCAACCGUUCUCAACACCAGGAGCGGAUAUGGAACUCCCCGAAGAGAACAUAUUGGGAAAAGAACUUAAGGAAAACGCUGGCUCGCCUGAAGAAAAUGCCCGUGAAGUAUUAAACGAGCAUAAACUGGAUGAUGACCAAGUCCAGCCCAAUUCUCAGCCAUGGGCUGGGCAACAGCCUGCCACCGUAAGUGAAAGAGACAUCGCCGAAAAGGCUGAUAAAGUUCAACCGUUCUCAACACCAGGAGCGGAUAUGGAACUCCCCGAAGAGAACAUAUUGGGAAAAGAUGCAUCAACAGAAUCUCAGCAACUCCAGAAGGGCAGUACUGAUUCAGACAGCGAUAGAAAGCUAAAGCUGGAUGUCGAUCAAGAUCAAAUGGAAACUCAGUCAGUGAGAGGAAUACAUUCUCUUGCAGAUUGGUAUAGGACCAACAUUAACAAUGCAGAUGAAGAUCGACCAGACGCAUUGCAGGUGUUAGGGAUGCAAAGCCUCGAAGCGAGCAAAACAGACGAUGAUGUUGAACAGUUGCACAAGUGUUUUCUCCGAGAACAGAGCAAGCUUUGGAAAGGCACAGAGAAUGAAGGAAGCGUAUUGGCUGAGACACGAAAUUUCGAUGAUAUCUACACUGACUUGUGCGUUAUUGCCACGUCCCGGGAGCGGUUGUUUAUUGAACACGAUAUGAUGCAGGAGGAAAACAACAAUCAAGACAUUCAAAUUGAUUUCCAUCAAUUGUUUAGAAGUGGCAACUCCUUAACAGACAAUACGUCUAUGACUGUGGUAUGCGGGGCUGCUGGAACUGGGAAAAGCACCAUGAUACAGAAAAUUAUCCACGACUGGUCCACGGGGACUAUGUACAAACAAUUUAAGUUUAUCUUGCAUUUCCCGCUUCGGCAAUUAAAUGCAAUCAAAUGCAAAACGAAUUUAAACACGUUGAUCCUUGACGCUUAUCCUCACUUCAAAAGUAAUCUCGAACAUCUAUGGAGUGAAACCAAUAAUCUAUUGUUCAUACUUGACGAUUUCGAUCAAUUUGCGGGAAUCGGUUAUUAUCAGGACGAGGUGAAGAAAGGGAACCCACAGCAAAAGUGCUUGGAACCACAAUCUGUUUGCUUAGUGUCCGAUAUUGUACAUUCCCUCUUGCAGGGAGACUUGCUGAAGGGAUGCUCGUUGCUGAUCACAACCCGGCCGUGGAACCUCGAGACUCUGCACGAGGCACCGAUAGAUGCAACAUUCCAAAUCAUUGGGUGCACCACUGAUCAAGCAAAACAAUAUUUUAAUCGUUAUUUUCGAGAUGGGUUUCAAGGGGAAAAUGUAAUCAAACUCAUUGAGAAGAGUGAGAUAUUGCGCAGGAUGUGCCGUAACCCUUUAUUCUGCUCGGCCCUUUGCUCUUCACUGAAGUCACAACAAAUUCAAGGAGAGAGGACAACGUGCGCCAUGUACAACUCUCGGGUUUUCUUCGCCUUCUUUGCACUGCUUCUGGACCGGUCCGGUUAUAAUGUGAAAUUCUCCCGAAAUAGCCUCCGUACAAUCGGCGAAUUAGCCUAUAAAUCGAUUGGUCAUAAAAAGAAUUCGUUUGAAUCCGACAAAUUAAGUGAUUUGAAUUUCUUUCUUCCCAAUUUUGCCUCGACAUUUAUAAUUCAAGUUCAAGACAACGAUAUGACUGCUUCUGUUUAUAAAUUUACGCACUCCUUUAUUCGGGACUUUAUUGCUGCAGUUAGUAAACGGCUGCAUACAAAGGGAAUUGAAUUGCAAAGAAUAUUAAACGAUACGCUCACGUUCACCGACGACAGAUGGGUUAUAUUUUCACGUUUUCUUGUCGGCCUUUGUUCAGAGGAAUCAAGUGAUCUUCUAGAGGGGCUACUGGGCAAAUGUAUUUCUGAUGUAUCCCGGUGCAUCUCCGAUUGGUUGUCAGAAACGAUCAAAAGUCGCAUCGGGAAUCUAGAGGGAAAGUUUACCCAGAACACUUUCUUAAACAUUCUACACUGUUUAUCUGAAUUUGGAGACAUACAACUAACCAAGAAUGCACUGACAAUGAUACCGGCAAUAAAGCUGAAUCAAUGCCUUCUCAGACAUUCCGACUGCACGGUGAUAUCCACCACAUUAUCCUGCUCUGAAACUGUUACAGAAAUGGAUCUCAGUUCAUGCCGUUUACAACUAGAAGUAAUCCAACAACUGGAACCCGUUCUUCACAAAUGUGAAAUUCUCAGACUCAAUGGCAAUGACCUGCGAGAUGCUGGAGUGAAGUUUCUUUCUGAAGUUCUGAAGAAAAGUGAUUGCAGAGUACAAAGACUGGAGCUGAAAUCCAACAAGCUCACAGAUGAUUGUCUGGAAGAUUUGUUCUCCACGCUCGCUAGAAAUCGGUCACUGACGGAGCUGGACCUGAGCAAUUCCACACAGCAAGAGGAGGAGGCCAACCGAUUCACCACUGACAUACUGCAGAAUGUUAUACAGAACAGCGAUCUGAAGCAAAUCAGACUGAUACGCUCUCGAGAUUUUGAACAAAAUAGUUCAAAGGAUGAAACUGCAUUGAAUGUUUUAACUGUAAUCACAGAAUGAAGGACAGAUUAUCAGCCUGGUAAACGGGGGUGUAAGGAACAAAGUACCGAUUUCCACACAAAUUUGUAUGAUUUAUUAGUGAACACAAGAUGUUCUGCAGAUGCUGGAAAUCCAAAACAAAAAAAAGGCAAAAUAUGGAAGGAAUGCACAAGUCAGGCGGAAACUUUGAAGGGAAAUAAAGAGUCGACUUUUCAUGCCACAGCCUUUUUUGGGACUAAACAAGAACGGGGGAAGAACCCAGCGAAAUGUAAUCUAAUAGGAAAUUCAGGAGCGUCUUCAUAAUCUAGUAAAUGAAAAGAUUGGCAACAUUCAAGAUAAUCAACAAAUGGAAACAAAACACUGAAAUAACGUCGACAACAACGGAAAAUAACACAGUUCAAAAGAUCCAAACUACCGUCCGCUAUGGUUACUGAUCCCAACCCUACACGAUGAGGAGCAGGUUGUGGCUUAUUUUUCAAUGUGCGUGUAUUCAAAACUUAUCGAUCCAAUCCUGAUAUAGUAAUGUAACAAACUUUCCUGCUGUCAAAUUAUUCCCGCACAUCGUAAGGUAACAACCUUGACUGCUAUCAUAAUGUUUCCGGAUAUUUUUCUAACUCUGGCUGAGAAUAUCUUGCAAAAUUCUGAUGAAAUUAUACCGUGGAUGCAAAUAAUAAAACUAGGUGACAUGUAAGCAACUCACCAAUUAAAAUGACAAUGCAUUGUUCAGGUUACUUUAUGGUGUCACGAACUAUAUUACCUCAUUUUACUGAAAGUUGCAUUAUCUACGGUUGUGUUUGGUGACGAGAUGGCUUAUUCCCUAUGUUUAUACCGAAAUAACAAAACCUUAAUAUAGGUAAUUUGCAAAUGUUGUGAAAGAU
This is a messenger RNA of Mobula hypostoma (lesser devil ray), 5502 nucleotides long. RefSeq names its product NACHT, LRR and PYD domains-containing protein 3-like. The transcript is spliced from 15 exons. The record is from RefSeq and is a predicted model, not a curated record. NCBI's taxonomy places the organism in Eukaryota, Metazoa, Chordata, Chondrichthyes, Myliobatiformes, Myliobatidae. The coding region runs from base 1064 to 4645 and encodes 1193 amino acids. Gene Ontology annotation, cellular component: cytoplasm.